Jatropha curcas is the source of this 2149-nucleotide messenger RNA. It is a transcript of the gene PGSIP3, whose product is annotated as plant glycogenin-like starch initiation protein 3. Lineage: Eukaryota; Viridiplantae; Streptophyta; Magnoliopsida; Malpighiales; Euphorbiaceae. The record is from RefSeq and is a predicted model, not a curated record. Gene Ontology annotation, molecular function: glycosyltransferase activity.
UCCACCUCCUUAGAGUUUUACACGCACUCUUAAUCCUCCAACUACUACGCCCUGAAAAUUACUUUAAAAACUGCUAAUUAAUCUUCAUGAUUAAUUACUGUAAAUAAACUUAAAACUGGAGAAGGUGGUUAAGAUAUAUAUGUGCUAAGCAAAGUCCCCUUUUGAGGUCUAACACUUUAUUUUUAGCUACGGAUAAAGAUGGCCGAGGGACUCAGCAUUCAAAAGAUGGUGAAAACCACUCCUUCAAAAGCUCUGGUUAUUAGAAUCAACUUGAUUUUUCUUGCUUUCUUUCUUGUUAUUUAUGCUGCUCUUCUUCUCCGUCCUUCUUCUUCGGUCUAUUUUGAUAAUGCAGCUUCACUCGUUAGGUGCUCAUUGCGCGAAUGCCAUCAUCCCAAGGUAAGGUGGAAAAUGGUGUCAAAAUGAAAGCAGUUCUGGAAAAGGCACAAACUGAUACACCAAAGCCAAAAGGAAAUAUGACAAGGAUUGAGGUGCCAAGCUUUAUGAAUAAAAUGGGAAGAGGAAUGAAAAUUGGAAUGGUAAAUUUUGAUGAAAAUGAUGUUAGUGAUUGGAAAAUACACGGAGAGACUAUAACUAUCCAAUUUGAAAAAGUAUCCGAAUAUUUUAAAUGGGAAGAUUUGUUUCCUGAAUGGAUAGAUGAAGAAGAAGAACUUGAAGGAACAUCAUGUCCAGAGAUACCAAUGCCAGAUUUUAAAGCUUUUAGUGAUAUGGACGUAAUAGUUGCAAAAUUGCCAUGCAAGUAUCCUCAAGAAUUGUGGAAUAGAGAGGUGCUGAGGCUUCAAGUACAUCUUGUCGCAGCAAAUUUGGCAGUGAAAAACGGGAGAAGGGGUUGGAAUAGGAAGACAAAAGUGGUGUUUUGGAGUAAAUGCCGGCCAAUGUUGGAGCUGUUCCGAUGUAAUGACUUGGUGAGACAAGAAGGUGAUUGGUGGUUCUAUGAGCCAGAGAUGUCAAAGCUUGAGCAGAAGGUUUCAUUGCCUGUUGGGUCUUGCAAGCUGGCUAUGCCUUUGUGGGCUCAAGGUAUUGACAAAGUCUAUGACCUCUCAAAGAUCAAAAGCACGACAAUAAAACCCAAAAGAGAGGCCUACGCUACAGUCCUCCAUUCCUCCGAAUCCUACGUCUGUGGCGCCAUAGCCCUUGCUCAAAGCCUCCGCCAAUCCGGCACCAAGCGCGACCUUAUCCUUCUCUUGGAUAAAUCAAUCUCCGUGCCCAAGCGCGAGGCUCUUGCUGCAGCCGGGUGGAAGAUCCGAAUCAUUAAAAGAAUCCGAAACCCGCGAGCUGAAAAACACUCUUACAACGAAUACAACUAUAGCAAGUUCAGGUUAUGGCAGCUAACAGAUUACGACAAAAUCAUUUUCAUAGAUGCAGACAUUAUAGUUUUACGUAAUCUCGACAUUCUCUUUCACUUUCCUCAAAUGUCCGCUACAGGCAACGAUAUUUGGAUCUUUAAUUCUGGGAUUAUGGUUAUAGAGCCAUCAAAUUGCACAUUUAAAUUAUUAAUGGACAGACGUAAAGAUAUUAUUUCAUAUAACGGAGGUGAUCAAGGGUUUCUUAAUGAAGUUUUUGUUUGGUGGCAUAGAUUACCAAGAAGAGUAAAUUUUUUAAAGAAUUUCUGGGCUAAUACUACGCUGGAAGCAAGUGUAAAAAAUGAGCUAUUUGGAGCAGACCCACCAAAAGUUUAUUCAAUACAUUAUUUAGGGUUAAAGCCAUGGAAUUGUUACAGAGAUUAUGAUUGUAAUUGGAAUAUUGGAGAUCAAAGGGUUUAUGCAAGUGAUGUUGCGCAUAAAAGAUGGUGGAAAUUUCACGAUGGAAUGGACGAGAAGUUGCAGAAAUUUUGUGGGUUAACGAAGCAGAGAAGAAUAGAGUUGGACUGGGAUAGAAAGAUGGCUAGAAAAAUGGGAUUCAGCGAUGAGCAUUGGAAAAUAAACAUUACAGAUUCUCGACGUAAACAUUUGAUCGUGUAGAUAAAUUGUAACAAGAUUUUUUAUUGUUCUUUUACUAUUUUUAACUUUUUACCUAAUUUUGUAUUUGUAUAGAGAGCUAUUAUUACUAUAUAUGGAAUGUUUCUCCAUGUAAGUUAUAUGUGAAUAGGUUUCAGUAGAUAUAUAUGAUAUGGAGUACUUUCUCUAGCUAA